Astrephomene gubernaculifera is the source of this 538-nucleotide messenger RNA. The record is from the annotation of a GenBank genome assembly. NCBI's taxonomy places the organism in Eukaryota, Viridiplantae, Chlorophyta, Chlorophyceae, Chlamydomonadales, Astrephomenaceae.
UUGUUAAGACCCAACUUACGGCACGACCAAAACAGUCAUGCGAAAACCUGUUCCGUAGCCGCCCGACCAGAGUUGCCCACCGGCGAUGGAUGCACCUGUGGGCACAGGUAGUAACUGCCCAUCCCGUCCCCAAUCCACAUCUAGUCUGGGGCCUUCCAGCGUUGCACAUCGACCUACUUGUGAGACCCAUGGGUGGCGUUGGAAAUGUAACGAGCACAUACCCCUUAGCGACGCCAAAGCGCAACAGCUUAGAAGACGCCACAAGGACAUAGCGGUGGUGACUCGGUCGCGUGGCUCGGGUGGCGGUGAUAUUGGCAGCAGCGAGGGUGGAGACGAAUCCGGCGGGGGGCGGCACUGGCGAGCGCCCCCGCUCGGCGCCCCCACUCGCACCCCCUGCUUCCGCUUCUGGAUAGACUACCAGGCCUUCAGCGGUCGCGGCUCGGCGGUGCUCAUCGAGCGGGCGCUGCGGGCUGCUGGCGGGCUGCGGGCUGGGGGGCCGCCCAAGCGGGAGGAGGGGCAGGGGGCCGGCAGGGAUGAG